Messenger RNA from Morchella sextelata, 5328 nucleotides. RefSeq lists its product as uncharacterized. The transcript is spliced from 5 exons. Gene Ontology annotation, molecular function: ATP binding; nucleic acid binding. The coding region runs from base 1 to 5328 and encodes 1775 amino acids. Gene Ontology annotation, cellular component: cytoplasm. The record is from RefSeq and is a predicted model, not a curated record. NCBI's taxonomy places the organism in Eukaryota, Fungi, Ascomycota, Pezizomycetes, Pezizales, Morchellaceae.
AUGGAGGGACAAUCAAUUGAACCAACCGAUAUGGGGCCUGAGACGUGGUUCGCGACUGUUAAGCACCGCCACAAUAUCGACUUGAUCGAUGGCUAUGCGGGGGCCGAGUUCUUCGUCGUCGAAGGCGACUCUUUACUACGGUGGGUGUUCUCGGACACCCGCAUCGAUUUCGAUGAAGGGUUCCAGCUGCUGCAUGCAGUGUUUGUCGUGGAAGAGUUUCUACAACGGCUGAGGAGGAGGAGGUGCAACUUUGCACUUGUUUUUUUCGACGCUUGUGAAAAAUUAUGCAUACCGCCGACACCCACAGGGGCGAAGAACGAGUGGAAAUAUCGGUUUGCGAGGUCGGCUAUCGUGGAACAUCUGAUGGGUGUGGAGGGGCUGGUGUCGAAGUUCAAGAGUAUCGAUGAUAUGGGAUUCCGGCGGUAUCUAGAUGAUAAACGACCAUACUUCGUCAUGGCCCACGAUGGAGGGGAUUCCGAAGAUACACGGAGACCCUUAUUAGAAUCACUGAAGAAGUUAAUCGACAUUGGUCAGAAUGUUGCGUUAAUCAAUGAGUGUGAGUUCGUUGAUAGCAAGAUUUUCUCCACCGUCCUUAAAACAAAGUACACCCGCGAGCCGGUAUUUCUUAAAGGAGGGCCAGAUGAUGAGACACCCGAGGAGCAAAAGGAAAAGCUUUCGUUGCCCGAGUUUAGCUCGGCCAGAGAGCGCUUGUCUGUAGCAGCCGUUGCCCGGUCUCUCAAGCAGGAACACCCCGACGGACAACAAGAAUACCUGCAUAGUGUAUUUCUGCUUCAGACUGCAUUGUUGUCACACCUUUCACUUUUGCAGCGAUGUUUCCCUCUCCCCGAAAACGCAAAGUCGGGCCCAGAAUUCCACAACUUCUUGCAACGCAUUACCGCAAUAUCCAAAGAGCUUCUACAAAAUAAUGAGGUUUCGUUCGAGGAUGCCAAGAAUGAUGUUUGCGAUUUCCUUGAUGGGCGGCUUCUAUUGAAACUCAUCCUGCUCACCCCAGAUCCAGUUUCAGAUGCUGUUAAGGAAACCUUCUCGAAGCUAUCCUCCGAGGUGCAUCGUCUUAGCGACGUGACUCUCACCUUCCCCGAGCUUACAGGCACCGAAACCGUUCCUAUCCCAGAUGCAGCACCAGAGAUAGAGCACGCCGAAGACACGGCAUCAGUAGACGAUUCCGGAACUGAAGGAUCAGCAACAGAGGUUGCAUCUUCAAGCUACUCAGAAUCGUCCACCGCAACAUUGACUCCCCGUCAAACGACUAUCCUCCGCUUCACCAACCCUGUGCUCGACCCCUACCUGUCGCAGGUCAAGCUACCGAUUGAAGUGUCCACGCAAGAUGAGGAAAAUACUGAAACUGACGCGGAUAUUCAAGUUGCUCGCGAAACCCAAACCUGGCAAUAUGCGAAAAAGACGGUUGUUGCUGCGCCUGUAAAGGCGGCUAAGAAGCCCUCUCUUGGGGUUGGCAGACUUGGAAAGGUCACACAAGCACCGACAAAGGGACAGCAAGGUGAUAAGUUUGAAAAGAGAGCCGCCGGAAAGGUCAGAAGGUCAGAACAGCAGUACUGCAACCAGAUGAACCGAUAUGCGGCGUCACUUACGGAUUCUACAAACGGUGGUAUCGACCCAAAACUCAUCGUUGUGGAGGAAAAAGGGAAGAAGAAGGAAAAGGGGCCGGAGAACGUACCCGAGGCUGCUGAUAAGACUGCAAAGGGUGGAAAGAAGGUCAUUGGGAAAAAAGAAACUGUUCUCGCGAAAGGAAAGACCACCGUGAAGGAAACCGCACCCAAGGGCAAGACGACGGGAAAGAUUUCAGCUGCCGAGAUCAUCCGCCAAAAUAACUCUGCGAAAAAGGCUGGUAAAGAAGCUAAACUGCAAGACCUUUGGAACAACUUUUUCCGAGACGUAAAAAAGAUCACAGACGAUGAGGAUGCGAUGGCUAGGUUGGAUACAUGGCUGAAGGAGACGAAAAAGACUGUAAAGGAUAAUUCGGAAUGGCCAUUUAUCCAAGCUGAAGGACGGCUGUAUAAAUUGCAGCUUCUCCAACGUCUGUGGACUGGAUAUUGUCGCCGUGGUGAGCAGAAACAGGGAUACAUGGUUGCUGCAGUCCUGUUCGACGAAGCUCGCACGAUUCUCGGUUCGGGAGGCUUGACACAGAAAAUCCAAACUUAUAUCCAGAACAUCUUUCUCUCGCUCGGAAUUGCUAUGCCUCCGGGAAAGCCAAUCAAGACACUCCCCGACCGCAAGCUUUCUAUUCUCUUCGACGCAACCUGGAAUGGAAAAAUAGAGUCUCCCGAUAUUAAACUUGGCAUGUCUAGUGAGGAGUUUCAGUUGUUGCAUUGUGGGCCUUGGAUGGAUCGAAAUAUGGAUUCCGCCCCGGAUCCACGUGUUCCCUUUGAGCCUGAUGGUUGGCAGAGAAAAGUGUUGGAUGAGCUUGAUGGUGAUAAUUCUGCACUUGUGGUUGCUCCAACUUCUGCGGGUAAAACUUUCAUUGCGUUUUAUGCAAUGGAGAAGGUUCUUAAGGAGAACGAUGACGGUAUCCUCGUUUACGUUGCCCCAACCAAAGCUUUGGUGAAUCAAAUUGCGGCCGAAGUUAUCUCUCGAUUCAAGAAGAAUUAUCGUUAUGCCGGAAAGUUUGUUUGGGCAAUCGGAACCAGGGAAUGGACUAUCAACAAGCCUAAAGAAUGUCAAAUUCUCAUCACGGUCCCUCAUGUCCUCCAGAGCAUGCUGAUGUCACCUACAAAUGCCACAUCUUGGACCCCUCGCAUCAAACGCAUCAUAUUCGACGAGGUUCACUCUAUUGGAAACGCUGAAGACGGUGCCAUUUGGGAGCAACUUUUGCUGCUAUCCCCCUGUCCAAUUGUCGCCUUGUCUGCCACUGUCGGCAAUGCAGAGGAAUUCUCCUCGUGGCUCAGAGCAACACAGAGUGCACAGGGCGUCAAUCUCAGCAUGGUACAGCACCCACAUAGGUACUCUGAUCUUCGCAAGUUUGUAUACCGGCCAAAGAAAACUCAAGAGACUAUGUUUAAUGGGCUUCCAAGGACGUCUCGCUUCCAAACUUUAGAGUUUGGCGACGGGAUGACUAGGAUACAUCCGAUUGCUGCCUUGGUGAAUACCAGAAUUGAGAUGCAGGAUGAUUUGUCGCUUGAACCUAAAGACUGCCUCCAACUUUACUGGGCGCUUUCGAAAGCCCAGAACGAGAAAUUUCCUAUCUCUGACGAACUCGAUUACAAGAAGGUUUUCGGGACGAAAGGCGGGGUGAUCGUAAAGAAGGAUGUGGUAGAGUGGGAGGAGAAAUUGAAAGAAGUUGUGAAGGCCUGGAUGAAGGAUAAAACAUCGCCUUUUACGAAAGUGGUUGAAAUUUUAUCAAAUGAGCAGAUCGCAGAAAAGAAAGCUCUUGAAACCAAGGCUACGACCGGCGCAGAAGGUGAGGCAGAGACUAAAACUACUACAGGUGCGGUUAUCGAGAAAAAUGCCUACUUGUAUCAGAAUACACUUAAUCUUCUACAAUCUCUCCAUAACGCGAACGCUUUGCCAGCAAUUCUCUUCAACUAUAGUCGUCAGAAGUGUGAGACAAUCUGUGGAGUCCUUUGUGAACAGCUCGAGGUCGCCGAGACUAAGUGGAGGGAAACCAAUCCAAAGUGGACCAGCACAGUCAAAGCUUGGGAAGCAUAUAUGGCCAACAAGAACGCGCGUGGAUCUAAGGUUCAAAAGAUUGCGAAACCUGAGGCAGGUCAGUCUAAGAAUGAUAUGAUGAGGGAUGCAGGCGAACUCGAGGGAAGCUAUUUGGAUCGGUUCGACCCGAAGUAUCCGAGUGCCGAGUUCUCGUUUGCAGACACCAGGAAGCAGGGAAACGCAGAGUUGGAAAAUGAUAUCAACGACUUGAUUAAGUGGGGAACUCCCCCGAUGCUAGUGAACGCUUUUAAGAGGGGAAUUGGUGUUCAUCACAGUGGUUUGAACAGAAAAUACCGACAAGCUGUUGAGAUGCUGUUCCGGAAAGGGUAUCUUAGAGUAGUGAUCGCUACCGGCUCGCUUUCUCUCGGUGUUAACAUGCCAACGCGUACAACGGUUUUUGCUGGGGACUCUCUCGAUCUCACUGCCUUGAACUAUCGUCAAGCUUCUGGUCGUGCUGGUCGUCGUGGUUUUGACAAUAUCGGAAAUGUUGUCUUCCAUGGUUUCUCAGAAGACCGAAUCAACCGUCUCAUAUCAUCGAAGCUACCUCCUCUUCUUGGUCACUUUCCAAUUGGUGCGUCAUUAGUACUUCGCCUAUUCAUUUUGCUGCAUUCCUCGAAGGAAUCUGCACAUGCGAAGAAAACAAUCAAUAGUUUACUCACUCAGAACCAGCUGGUUCUCGGUGGACAAGCACCCAAGGAACAAGUCCUCCAUCACCUCCGGUUUUCUAUCGAAUACCUCCGGAAGCAGAAGCUUAUCGGCUCCACUGGGACACCAUUGAACUUCGCAGGGUUAAUGAGCCAUCUUUAUUAUGUUGAGGAUUCGGCUUUUGCGCUUCAUGCUCUAUUGAUCAGCGGUUAUCUGCAGGAGGUUUGUAGAGAUAUUUACGAGAAGCCAGAGCAAACCUGCCAAGACCUCUUGCUCGUGAUGGCCCAUAUCUUUGGACGCAGGAAAUGUCGCCCAGGGAUCAAAACUCUUCCCCCAAUGCCGACUCGCAUGAAGCAGAUUCUCAAACAACAGAAUGAUGAUACACUCAAGACAUACACCACCUAUGUCGAGACAUUCGCGAAGGGAUACCUGAACUCUCCGGACAAUAUUUUACCAUUCUCGAAUGUUCAGUGCGGAAAUACAGAGGAGAAGUCCACUACUGGCCCCACAGCUCGUUCGGCAUUCGUAGCGCUCUCCGGUCAUACUGACCACUUCUCAUCCAUCGACGACUUGGUUUCCUCUGUCCGCCUCGGGGUUCUUCCCGAAGGCGCAUCGAUACCCCAUAUCCCGACCGACGACAUGGACUUGAACGGAUACCUCGUCGAUUUCUACAAGCACAGCGAUGUAAACAAGCUUCAAGCUGAGAAUGGAAUUCGUCCAAACAAGGUCUGGUUUGUAUUGAAGGAUUUUUCGGUCGUACUCGAGACUAUCGUACCAGGAAUAAUAGCAGUUCUGAAGGAUGGGCCUGGCGCGUAUUAUGACUUGAGCGGGGGUAGUGGCGAUGAAAAGGGUGAUCUGGAAGAGGUGGAGGUUGUGAGCGAGGAGGUAGAGGGUGAGGAGGAAGAAAUGAUCAAAAAGAGUGAAGGGUUCGGGAAGGUUCUCAAGGCCUUCAAGGUAUUGAGGUCCACCUUUGACGAGAAGUUCAAACUCAUGUGGGCUUAA